This is a messenger RNA of Saprolegnia parasitica CBS 223.65, 1122 nucleotides long. RefSeq lists its product as hypothetical. The record is from RefSeq and is a predicted model, not a curated record. NCBI's taxonomy places the organism in Eukaryota, Oomycota, Saprolegniomycetes, Saprolegniales, Saprolegniaceae. The coding region runs from base 1 to 1122 and encodes 373 amino acids. The transcript has 4 exons.
AUGUCGGGCUUCCGACUGCAGCCGCAUGAGAUCCUACGCGACCCGACCAAGGACGAGCUGUACAAUGGCCCGACGCGGCAGAAGCUGCCGGUCGCCGUGCAAAAGAUGGAUGACGCCGACACCGCCUGCACCUUUUGCGGCGUCAGCUACUUUGUGUUUGCCGAAGUCCAAGAACUGCAGCAAAAAGCUAAAGUCUAUCGGCGGCAGUUCGAGGCCAUUGUGCAAUGGAUGCGCGCGGCCAAGGCGCAGCAAGGGGCCAUGACGACCGAAAUGAAAGCGUUCCAGCUCGAGCAUGCGACGACGGUCACGGCCAUCACGUCGCAGCUGCAAGGGUUUGUCGCCUUGGACAAGACACACGUCCAAGAGAAGAAGGACCUGCAGCAGCAGCUCUCAUCGGCACAUGCAUCCCUUCGCGCUGCUGAGACGGAGUUGACAACGCAGCGAGAUUUGAUUUUGGACCAAGCCAACCGGCGGGUCGGUGACGCGGAGAAGCAAGUCGAUCUCAAGACCCAAGACAUUGCCCGCCUCGAGCAGCAGAUGGUGGAGGCGCUCCGAGAUGCGGCGAGUCUCCACGAGUCGAGCCGCAUGACGUGGCAGCAGGAGAAGGCGACGCUGGUGGCGCAAGUCGACGCGGCCAAGUCGACACUCGCAAGCCACAAGCUCAAGGCGGACGCGGAAAUCACUCGCCUCGAAGGUCUUAUUGCCACACAAGACGACGAGCUGCGAGCAGUCAUGGCAACACGCGCGCAGCUACAAGCCCGCGUCGACAGCUACGCGUCGGCCGCCGCAUCGGCCAAAAAUGAGCUCCAGCACGUUGAGGCCGUGACACACCAGUCGCUCGUCGCGGUGCAAGCCGAGCUGGCACAGACCAAAGCACAGCUGCACACGGUUCAAGACCAACUGGCACAAGCCCACGCCGCGGCGUCACGAACCGUGGCCGAAGCCGAGGUCGAGCGCGCCGACGUCCGACAACUGCACGAGGAGAUUGCAAAGUGGAAGCACCAGGCGACCGCGCUCGAGAAGAACAAGGUGCUUUUGUUGGCCGAGCGCGCAACGCUUAAGCAAGAGGUUGCCACGGCCGACGACCGGCUUCAGGAAGUCAAGGUACCGUCUCCUCGGUGA